AUGAGGACUCUCCCCAAAAGUCGAAGCUGCCAGGUGUACUGCGUUUUCGGGCGUGGGCAGAAGGACCCCACCCAGCCUGAAGAAGAGGAGGCACCCCCUGCAUGUGUCACCUGGAGGAGAUGGACGUCCGCUCUCCUGCCUUUCUUCUCCUGCGCCGCCGUCAUGGCGUUCGCCGUCCACUACUUGGCGUCCCCGCCCUCCUGCGUCUUCUUCCUGGGAUGCAGCGUGGAGUUCCCCAACCUGAGCUUCUCCUCGGAGCUGGCCGACUGCUCCUCGCCGCAGUUCCACCUGCAGGCUCAGGCUUUGAACCGUUACUUGUCAGAGGUCUACAAGUCCUCUCCGUGGAGCUCCUACUACCUGCGCUCAGGGAUUACCGCCUUCAGUGAAGGAGCAUCGGGCCUCAACGUCUUCUACUGGAGCCAAUUCUACGCACCGCAUCACGUUGCCGUGGCGAUCCGGAGGUCCAGCCCGGAGAGGCUGCAGCGCCGACUUCCCGGCAGCACCAAGGUGCUGUGGGACGGCCGACAUGAGCAGCGGUACUACUUGGAGAAAGAUGACGUCACGCUGCAACUAUUGGGGUUAGACCCUGACGACUAUGAAUCAGAGGAGAAAUCCGACAAAAUAAAGAACCCACAAAGUCUCCAGGGCGGGAAGUGGCAGCUGGGCUUCCAAGCGAUGUCCUUCGACCUGUACGCUAAACACGGCGUCAACCGCACCCUGAGCUUGGUGGCUCCCAAGAAGCUGUACUACCAGUGGCGUCUCCGCGUGCCGCCGGGUCACGUGGUGCGGCUGCUCGUCCUCGCCCUGCAGGGAGCGGCGCCGGGAAGCUGCGGCGCUCACAAGCUGUCGGCCUACGACUUCCUGCUUCCUUUGCAGAACAAGAUCCUCGCCAGGUGGUGCGGGCAGGGCUCGCCCGGCGCCAUGAGCCUGACCUCUUCCGGGAACGUCAUGUUGGUCACCUUGUCCUUCAGCCGACAGAGGGAGGGCGCCAUCUUUAAAGCUUACUUCCAGGCCGUCCCCAAAGCAGCUUGCGGAGGCUCACUUUCCUCCUGGAAUGGCUCCAUUUCCUCCCCGCACCACCCUUCUUACUACCCUCCUAAUGCCGACUGCAGAUGGACGCUACGAGCACCGUUGCCUGGUUACCUGAUCUCCAUGACGAUAGUGACGGUGGACAUCCAGGGGUCGGCGGAUGGCUGCGAGAAGGACUGGCUGGACGUCGGCGGAGUCAAACUGUGCAACCCGGUGUCAGACAGCAGCAAGAGGCGAAUCUACUCGUCUCCGCUUUCCAUCCACUUCCACUCGGACGAAUCUGUAACCCACAAAGGUUUCCACCUGCUCUACAAGGCUUUCUCUCCGGAAGGCUUGUGUCCUCGUCAGUUUCGCUGUGGAGACGGUCGCUGUGUCCCUUUAAGAAAAGUGUGUGACGGAGUGCGAGACUGCCCAGAUGGACGUGAUGAGGCCAAAUGCUCGGCGUGCAGGCCUGGCGAGGUGAUGUGCGCUAACGGACGCUGUCAGCCUCACGGCAGCCAUUGUUCCAGCGUGUGUGCCGACAGCAGUGAGGAGCGCAGCUGCAGAAGUCAAUGCUACCACACAUGUCCCAACAAAGCGUGCCUGGCCAAGUCUUCGGUGUGCGACGGCGUGGUGGACUGCAAAGACCGCAGCGAUGAGAAGAACUGUACCAGAGCUUACCUCAAAGGCUGCUCCUCAUCCUCGUACAAAUGUGCCAACCAGAAGUGUGUGAGCAAGGUCAACCCCGAGUGUGACGGCGUCAAGGACUGCCUCGACGGGUCUGAUGAAGUGCGAUGCGGCUGCGGCGUCCGUCCCAGGAGGCGUGCCAAGAUAGUGGGCGGCUCGGACGCGGGUGCGGGCUCAUGGCCGUGGCAGGUGAGCCUUCAGAUGGAGCGCUACGGUCACGUCUGCGGCGCCACGCUGCUCGCCGGCCGCUGGCUGGUGUCGGCCGCUCACUGCUUCCAGGACUCCGACACCGUCGCAGUGAGCGACGUGACCGUAGCGCUCCAUCUGAAGGCUCACCUGCCACGGCCAUGAGCCCGCACCGCGUCCGAGCGCCCACUAUCUUGGCACGCCUCCAGGACCGGCCGCCGCAGCCUGCCUCACCCCAAAUACGAGCAGCUCACCUCCGAUUACGACAUCGCCCUCCUGGAGCUGGGGGCCCCCGUCUUCUUCAACGACCUGGUGCAGCCCGUGUGCGUGCCCGCUCCCUCGCACGCCUUCGCCAUCGGGGCCAGCUGCUACGUCACGGGCUGGGGUGUCCUGGCGGAGGACGGCGAGCUGGCCACGCGCCUUCAGGAAGCGUCCGUGAGGAUAAUUAACAGAAACACCUGCAACAAGCUGUACGAUGACGCCGUCACUCCCAGAAUGCUUUGUGCUGGGACCCUGCAGGGGGGCGUGGACGCCUGCCAAGGUGACUCUGGGGGCCCGCUGGUGUGCCUGGAGCGGGGCAGGCGCUGGUUCCUGGCGGGCAUCGUGAGCUGGGGUGAAGGCUGCGCCAGGCAGAACCGGCCGGGCGUGUACACGCAGGUGGUGAAGUUUACUGACUGGAUCCAUCAGCAGACCCGGGGACAGGUGUGACGCAGGUGUGUCGUUAGUCCGGUGAUCGCCGUGUCAGGAAACGGAAGGGAAGGAUUUUUAGGUGGUGAAUUUGACUCUGACACACUGAGACUUUGACUUUGCCCAUCAAUGCACAAGGAAACUGAACCUCGUUACAAAAUAAAGGCAACAUUUCCCAUCAGAUCUUCAUACAAUCCUCACUUUUAGCCUUCAUUCACGCAGCAAGGGACAUCUCUCUUAAUUUUCUUUAACUGCAGGUUUACCAAGUAAUCAUGUGAUUUCGCCCAGCCAAUCAACAACCGAAGUUAA
Messenger RNA from Entelurus aequoreus (snake pipefish), 2877 nucleotides. Its product is annotated as suppressor of tumorigenicity 14 protein homolog. Gene Ontology annotation, biological process: proteolysis; acrosome reaction. NCBI's taxonomy places the organism in Eukaryota, Metazoa, Chordata, Actinopteri, Syngnathiformes, Syngnathidae. Gene Ontology annotation, molecular function: protein binding; serine-type endopeptidase activity. The record is from RefSeq and is a predicted model, not a curated record. The transcript has 19 exons.